GUCACCAAUCUCAAAGCACAGACACCCUCUUCUCCAGUUCUCCGCGACUCCUCGCCGCCGCCGCCGCCGCCGCCUGAUCUCCCCGGAAUUUAUCGUCGGAGAGACGAGAUCCCGGCGCCCUCUCUCUGCUCCCACGCCGUCGGAGUAAUUUCUCCGCGGGGGACCCGAUCUCCAGCUUCAGAUACCGCCUCCAACGUCUCGCUCUUCCUGCUUAGAUAGAUCUCGGGCUCCCCGUACCUCGUACCUCCUAGGGCUAAUGGAUCAGAAGGGUUUCGACGGCGAUAGGUCGGAGAGUAGGCUCUAUGUGGGGAAUUUGGAUUUUAGGGUAUCAGAGUCUGACAUUAUCAAGAUGUUUUCUCCAUUUGGGAAGAUUAUAGCUGAGGAUUUCUUGUGGCACACACGCGGCCCGAAGCGAGGCGAGCCCCGUGGCUAUGCCUUCGUUCAAUACACCACCAAAGAGGAAGCACAGUUGGCGAAGGAAAAGAUGAACGGCAGGUUGGUCUGUGGACGCCCUGUGGUGGUUCACCUGGCUAGUGAGAAGUGUUUCGUGGACUCCGGAAAUUCCCACAGAGCAAUGAAGGACAAGAAACUGGCAGGUGGUUCAGGAAGCAAAUCGGUACAGACUGACCGUGCCGCGAAGAUAGCUGCCAUAAAGCACAAGUUGAAAUCCUUAGAGGAUGAGGGAUGCAGUACAAAAAGACCAAGAUUUAAGUCAGAUGACUUGCCGGGCAGCGGCAAGCAAUCUGAUAAGGAGUGCUGAGAUGAGAUUGUUCAGGAUCUUCAGAUACUCUUCUUGUUCUGGUGAUUUUGCUGAAGGUGCUCCUGACUGUAAAAUUUUAGUUCUGUUAUGUUAGACAAGUCACAGGUGUAACACUUUAUAGUUUAUCACAUUUGUACACCAGGCUGUAUCAUCUACCUGCGAUUAACACGAACGAUUUGUUGGUGGAA
This is a messenger RNA of Oryza sativa Japonica Group (Japanese rice), 948 nucleotides long. RefSeq lists its product as uncharacterized. The record is from RefSeq and is a predicted model, not a curated record. Lineage: Eukaryota; Viridiplantae; Streptophyta; Magnoliopsida; Poales; Poaceae. Gene Ontology annotation, molecular function: RNA binding.